This is a messenger RNA of Moneuplotes crassus, 857 nucleotides long. The record is from the annotation of a GenBank genome assembly. NCBI's taxonomy places the organism in Eukaryota, Ciliophora, Spirotrichea, Euplotida, Euplotidae.
AUGGAAUCAAAUACUCAAAGUAAGCUGCACUCACUCAACAUUGGCAGUCUUAGUGAAGUCUUCACAUUUACGCCUCUGAAGACCUCUCUCAAGCUGAGAUUAGUGUGCAGGAAGUUCAACCAGGCAGUCUGAUACGGGUGGAGACUUAGAAUCUACGAAAUUGGAAUCUGAGUCGAACAUUGAGAAACGCAGCUCAGCGAUGGCUUUGAUGAAAAAACUGUAGAAGAGUAUAAGUUAAUGAGCGAGCACCAAGACUGUAUUAUCCAUGAUUUGAAAGGAUUAUUUACAAGAGCUUUUAAGCUGAACUCUCCCACAAGAUACUAUCCGAAUUUAGGCUGGCUUCAAAAGCCUGAUCGGUUAAUUGUACUUCCUCUGUUAAUGGCUUGUGUUAUUCUCAAAAAGAAAAAUGGGGAAGAACUAAUGGUUGAUUAUAAAUAAAGAAGGAAUUAAUAAGACGUUUUGGUACAAACUGAAGCUGAAUUUCAGGGGAAGAACUCGUCCCACAAAGCUUAUAAAUGAUUUUGAAAUAUCAAAAGUGACUCCUAAGCAGCUUCAAAAUUGCCGUAUGAUCCUUCGUCAAAAUGCUGACCUUAGCCCAGCAAAAAUAAGCCCUGUUUCCUCUUGUGCCUCUGAUCUCUACGAAUGGACCAAGCUAGCUUUAAAAUAUUUUGACAUUAAGCAUGAAAUCCUAUCUCUAGGCAUCAAGCAGGUGGAAGAAAAGAUUGAAAGCUACAAAACCACUUCUCAAAAAAUGCUAAAAGUCUUCGAAAAAAUCCUAGCCAACCAACAGUUCUGGAUCCCUCCUGAGCAAACUCUGACCGAUCCAAAUUAAAUUUCAACUACACCAUAAAAUAAAA